ACUGUUAUGGGUAUUAUUGAUUAAUUUAUUCAGUUUGCCCUGAACUCCUGAUUUGCGAUUAACGACCUUCUGAUUUUGUCUGUCAAGAUUAACAAGAAAUUCACAAGGUGGGGACAAUCCAAAUAAAAGGAUAUUUGCAAUGGAUGCAAAAUAAUCAUAAUCAAGAUGUUUGGUGUGAGAACGGGAUUAUUUGUGUGUCUAUUCGUUGCAUUGUCGGAAGUGGUCGAAAGUGCCAACAAUAAUGAUGCACUAAUCAGAGACACACGUCAAGUUCGUUCCUUCGGACUUCUCCAAAAACUGAAAGGUUUCGGUGGUGGUUAUCAAGGUGGUUUCGGUGGUUAUCCACAAUAUCCUCCGCCAUAUCCUUACCCUCCUUACCCGGUUUACCCUCCGUACCCACCGCCACCUCCUCCACCACCUCCACCAGUCGUCCCGCCAUACACCAAACCCAAUGUGAUCAACAUAAACCUAUCCCAGGCUCAAAACAAUGCCCAAAAUCACGGACACCAUGAGCACAUCAACGAAAUACAUGGAGGCGACUACAAUUUGGAACAUGUAGAUGAACACGAACAUCAAUCCAGUUCACAAUCGCAGACAGCAUCUAUUGGUAUCCAAAAUAGGGAAAGAAGACCAUACGGAACAUAUUAUUAAAGAAGACUGAGGGGAAUUUAAUUUAUUUUACAUAUUGCUGUAUUUAAUAAUAAAACAAAUUAAUAAGA
This is a messenger RNA of Aethina tumida (small hive beetle), 719 nucleotides long. RefSeq names its product WASH complex subunit 1-like. The coding region runs from base 166 to 651 and encodes 161 amino acids. The transcript has 3 exons. Lineage: Eukaryota; Metazoa; Arthropoda; Insecta; Coleoptera; Nitidulidae. The record is from RefSeq and is a predicted model, not a curated record.